Durusdinium trenchii is the source of this 1737-nucleotide messenger RNA. Lineage: Eukaryota; Dinophyceae; Suessiales; Symbiodiniaceae. The record is from the annotation of a GenBank genome assembly.
AUGAUGCCUCACUUUGGCGAACAUCUCCGAUCGCCUCUUUGGGCUGUGGGUAUCAAGAGGGGAAGCCGGCAAGACGCAGGCGAAACAGUGGUUCAAGUCUAUGUCACUUAUGACAUGCAGAUUCUUUUCAUUUUCUUCCUUGCUCUCAGCGAGACCUGCUAUGGCCUUCGGUCCACUGUGCAGAUUGAUCCACCUUCUGCUGUGAGCUGUCACGAGGGGGAUACGAAGGAAGGUGGAUGCCGCUCACUGUGUCGAUGGCUGGACAUCACGUUGUCCUCGGUGAAUGGACAGUGCGACGUUUAUGUCAAGAUGCUGGAGGCAAAGGGAUACAAGAACAGGUUGGUGGGACGUCCAUCCAGCAUGGCGCCAAUCGUGAAGGUCUUGAUGACAAACAUCAAAGAGGAAGCUCAGCUUACUCGCUCGCAGGUCUUGCUCCGGCAGAUCGACCUCGUGCCGGAGCAGAAGAGAACGGGGAAGUACCUGAACGAGAUCGAGGAGCUUCGAAACAGGGUGAUGAAACUGCUGAAGCAGAAGGAGCCGGACUUUGAUCCACCCAGCGCCAGUUGCCAGGAGGGCGAUACACAGGUGGAGGGAUGUCAAUCUGUUUGUCGUUGGCUGGAUUUGACAAAGUCAUCGACUAAUGGCCAGUGUGAUGACUAUGUCAAGAGUCUCGAGGCGAAGGGCUACAAGAAAUACCGGAAAUGGAAGAUCUUUGGGCAUCCCUCGCCAAUGGAUCCCGUCUUGGGGCUCUUAACCAGCAAUUGCCGGAAAGAGGAGCUGAGUUUCUAUUUGGCGGGACUGGCGGAACUCAUCAAGAAGAUGAAGAAAGAAGGGAAGAUUGACAGGUACCAGGAAGAACUUGAGGAGCUGCAAAAACAUGUGACUGACACGCUGGAAGUGCAAGCCAUCACUAUUGAUGAAGAUUAUGAAGAUGAUACAGAGCCCCUUCCACGGUGUGAUUUGAACAUGCCCGUGGAGGCAGGGGACAUUGUGACCUUUGAAGUUGGUGGCCCAGACUUUGAGAAAGACGUUUCGCAGACACUGACCCAGAUGAAUGCUGAAGCUGAAGCCUUGCGCUUGAACAAAUUGACCUUCAGCUAUGGGCCUCACUUCGAUUAUUCGAACACCUUCAAUACCUCGAGCCCGGAGAAAGAAACGGUCAAUGAGACCAAAGGAGCAAAAGCCAAACGAUAUACGGUGCUUGGCCUCAAGCAUGGUGCCAAUGCAUUCGUGAAGGUCUGCAAGGCCUUUGCCGACGUUGGCUGGAAUCUCCUGAAGGGCAUUGGAGAUCUGGGAAUUUUCCUGGGCAAAGUCGUCGGCAAGAGCGCUGUUUGGACGGGCGCGAAAGUCACAGCCCUCUAUGCCCACGUAAGGCAGACAACGCCCCACACAGACAAGAUCCAUUGGACACAUACCGAGCUGGCCAUUGGCAAGAACCAGUUGCAGGCAGCGGUCUAUCCAGAUGGGGUUCAGGAGCAAGACCUUUGCUGGAUGGGAGAACCAAAGCCACGAUCCGGCUACGGAGUGCGGGGCGACCAGAUCAUCAUCUCGCGCUUUGUGGGCGAUGGCACCCUGGAUGCCCAGAAGUAUCGCACCUUAGCCGCCGAGCGUGCGAAGAUGUGGGCCAAGCAUCUCAAGCACUACUCCGACACCGUGGGUCAAUGGCAUCGUGCCGUCUUCGGCAAUCUUGGACAUGACUUCAGCAAGGAUUUUGGUAAGUGUACCCUCCACUGGUGA